Molecule: messenger RNA, 561 nt
Organism: Mangifera indica (mango)
Lineage: Eukaryota; Viridiplantae; Streptophyta; Magnoliopsida; Sapindales; Anacardiaceae
Product: small polypeptide DEVIL 22-like
Exons: 1
Coding region: 1-168 (55 amino acids)
Biological process (GO): negative regulation of cell population proliferation
Source: RefSeq, a predicted model, not a curated record
AUGGUCGAGCUUAAGUUACAGCAAUUCAAGUGUGAAGCCAAGAAGAGAAAGGGGCAUGGCUUCUCCACUAAAUGUGCUUCCCUAGUUAAAGAGCAACGUGCGCGUAUCUACAUAUUGCGCCGUUGUGCCACCAUGCUCCUCUGCUGGUAUAUUCAUGGUGAUGACUAGCUAAUAAUCACUAUCUUUUCACUUAAUUAUUUCACUUUUGUUUUGUUUCACUCGUUCAUCAUUUCUCCUCCUCCGGACUUGCAUAGGCCUUCUCCAUAAUGUCUAUCCGGUGUAGUAGUAGUUGUAUCUACUAUAUAUUUUCUUCUCUUGUGCAAUUCCCUUUUUUUGAGCCGACUGAGGCGAUGGAAUCAGUCAGGUUUCUGGGGCCACAGGCGUAAUCCAUGGCCGCACUCGAGCUUUUUCACCAACCGUUUAUAAAAAUUGAUGGAGAAGAUGACAUUAAUUCAUAAGGAGCGGGACGUAUAUGUCUUAAUCAUAUCAAAUAUCGUUUGUUUGUGGCUGUUGCUAGCUGUUGAUGUUGCAGUUCAUUGUUUGUAUUCAUGAUGUACAUCC